AUGGCGUAUCACCAACCGUACGAUCCUUACUACGUCUACAAUCCUCAUUCUCUUCCGCCGCAGCUGCCACAGUUCGCCGACGAACCUGGGGCGAUUAACACUCUCUUUGUCUCUGGCUUGCCUAACGACGUUAAGGCUCGUGAGAUCCACAAUCUUUUCCGGCGCCGUCUCGGAUUCGAGUCUUGCCAGCUCAAGUACACCGGACGCGGCGACCAGGUCGUUGCAUUUGCAACGUUCUCAAGUCAUCGAUUCGCUAUGGCUGCAAUGAAUGAGCUCAAUGGUGUGAAAUUUGAUCCGCAAACAGGAUCAACACUACAUAUAGAAGUAGCUAGAUCAAACUCUAGAAGAACAGAAAGGCCAGGAAGUGGGCCUUAUGUUGUAAUCGAUAACAGAAACAAGAAACCCUCUAAAUCUCAGGACGACCAGAGUGAAGAAGGGGAAAGUGAUACAGAUGAGGCGCAUGAAUCUGGAAAUGGCGAUUCUCCAAAGGAAAACGAUGAUACCAAAAGUGAAGCCGACUCUGAUCCAGAUAGUAAACCACCAUCUGAUAGUGGGCACUUGGGAAAAGGAUUUGAAGGAGGUUCAGGGGCUAGACCAUGUUCGACCUUGUUUAUAGCUAAUCUAGGGCCUAACUGUACAGAAGAUGAGCUUAAACAACUCCUGUCUAGAUAUCCUGGAUUCAACAUCUUAAGAAUCCGAGCAAGAGGUGGAAUGCCAGUUGCAUUUGCUGAUUUUGAGGAAACUGAACAAGCUACUCAUGUGAUGAAUGAUCUUCAAGGGAACCUCUUAUCAUCUUCAGACCGAGGCGGCAUGCAUAUAGAAUAUGCAAGAUCGAAGAUGAGGAAACAGUAG
Messenger RNA from Microthlaspi erraticum, 852 nucleotides. NCBI's taxonomy places the organism in Eukaryota, Viridiplantae, Streptophyta, Magnoliopsida, Brassicales, Brassicaceae. The record is from the annotation of a GenBank genome assembly.